This is a messenger RNA of Hypomesus transpacificus, 1148 nucleotides long. It is a transcript of the gene rnf121, whose product is annotated as ring finger protein 121. The transcript has 9 exons. Bases 49 to 1047 code for a protein of 332 amino acids. Gene Ontology annotation, cellular component: endoplasmic reticulum membrane; Golgi membrane. The record is from RefSeq and is a predicted model, not a curated record. Gene Ontology annotation, molecular function: ubiquitin protein ligase activity; metal ion binding. NCBI's taxonomy places the organism in Eukaryota, Metazoa, Chordata, Actinopteri, Osmeriformes, Osmeridae.
UGGAACACACUUCCUCAACCCGGAAUAAGCACUCCCUACUCCCCGAAGAUGGCCGGGGUGUUUGAGGUGGAGGUUGAUGGUGUAGAACACGAUCAUGGACUGGGACAUCACGAUGAACCAAAUCAGAUUGACUUGUCCCAGCUUUCACCAGAGGAGAAGUGGAGGAUGGAGCAUGCCAGGAUGCAUGCCAAACACAAGGGGCAUGAGGCCAUGCAUGCAGAGAUGGUGCUGAUUCUGAUUGUCACUCUGGUUGUCGCCCAACUGGUCCUUGUCCAAUGGAAACAGAGGCACCCCAAGUCCUACAACCUGGUGACCCUGUUCCAGAUGUGGGUGGUCCCUCUCUACUUCACCACCAAACUGCAUUGGUGGAGGUUCCUGGUAACGUGGUUCAUCUUCUCCGUGGUCACAGCCUUCGUUUCCUUCCGUGCCACACGCAAGCCCCUGGACUGCACCACUCCCAGGCUUGUCUACAAGUGGUUCCUUCUCCUGUACAAGAUCAGCUACGCCACCGGGAUCGUUGGCUACACCGUCGUCAUGUUUACGCUUUUUGGUCUCAACUUGAUAUUUAGAAUAAAGCCGGAAGAUGCGAUGGACUUUGGUGUUUCUUUACUGUUCUACGGUCUGUACUACGGGGUGCUGGGCAGGGACUUUGCAGAAAUGUGUGCAGACUUCAUGGCCUCCACAGUCGGAUACUACAGUGCUUCGGGCAUGCCCACCAAACACCUGUCAGACAGCAUCUGUGCUGUCUGUGGCCAGCCCAUCCUUGUCGACGUUAGCGAAGAGGGAAUCAUCGAGAACACCUACAGACUAUCUUGCAACCAUGUUUUUCAUGAGUUCUGCAUACGAGGAUGGUGCAUCGUCGGAAAGAAACAGACCUGUCCGUACUGCAAGGAGAAGGUGGACCUCAAGAGGAUGUUCAGUAACCCCUGGGAGAGGCCACAUGUCAUGUAUGGUCAACUUCUGGACUGGCUACGCUACCUUGUCGCAUGGCAACCGGUCAUCAUUGGACUUGUGCAAGGCAUCAACUACAUUUUGGGCUUGGAGUGACCUGGUGCUGUGAAGGAGAAGGACACACAAGCCCCCUGAUGAAGAGACUGCACCAGCCUGGAAAACAGGGGGACACCCCCCCCCCCCCCCCCUCCGACAAU